This is a messenger RNA of Lactuca sativa (garden lettuce), 1788 nucleotides long. The record is from RefSeq and is a predicted model, not a curated record. Lineage: Eukaryota; Viridiplantae; Streptophyta; Magnoliopsida; Asterales; Asteraceae.
UCAAAAAGUCCACUCCCAAAAAUGGCAAUAAAAGUUUUAUCAGCACUCGAUGCAGCAAAAACACAAUUUUACCACUUCAAAGCAAUCAUAAUCGCGGGAAUGGGCCUAUUUACAGAUAGUUAUGAUUUAUUUUGUAUCCCCGUAGUCAUGAGAAUGCUUGGAAGAAUUUAUUACCCCGAAAUCCAUCGAACCAUUGACCAAAGAAAAUGGUUCGAGGUCCCAUCCGUCAUUGCAUCCACUAUGAUUGGUGUUGCGUUAAUGGGGACGGUGAUCGGGCAGCUAGUUUUCAGGCGGCUUGGUGACCUUGUCGGGCGGCGCCACGUGUACGGCGUUUCGUUAAUAAUGAUGGUGGUGGGGUCCAUUGGGUGUGGUUUCUCGUUUUCAGUUUUGACUCCGAUGGUGUUUGUUACUCUUGGAUUUUUUCGGUUUUUGCUUGGGGUGGGAAUUGGUGGGGAUUAUCCGUUAUCUGCCACGAUUAUGUCGGAGUUUGCUAGUAAGAGGACACGUGGAACGUUUAUUGCCGGUGUGUUUUCUAUGCAAGGGUUUGGGAUACUGUUGAGUUCGCUUAUUACAAUGAUUGUUUGCUACAUUUUUAGAGGUUUUAGUGAUAAUUUAAGAACGGUGUCAAAAUCCCCGGAGUCAGAAACAACUGCACCGGUGCCGCCGGAAUCAGACUUGGCAUGGCGGAUUAUUCUUGUGAUCGGUGCGAUUCCGGCAGCAAUGACUUAUCAUUGGCGGAUGAAGAUGCCAGAAACCGCCAGAUUCACCGUUUUGGUGGAGAAAAAUACUUUAAAAGCUUCAAAAGACAUGGAAAAAGUGAUGAAUAAUGUAUCACUAAGGGGUCCUUUAUCAAACACCUACCCAUUCUUCUCUCAAGAAUUUUUCCGGCGACAUGGCCGUGAACUCAUCGCCGCCGCCGUUAACUGGUUUUUGGUCGAUAUCGUCUUUUACAGUCUAAAUCUAUUCCAAUAUCAUGCAUUUAAACUUAAAAUGAUUCCAAAAAGUCACAUGAAUAUAUACGAUGAUGCACUACAAAUUGCAAAAUUCCAAGCAAUCGUUGCCAUUUCUGCCACGAUUCCCGGCUAUUUUCUGGCGGUUUACAUGAUUGAUUAUGUUGGGAGAGUCGAGAUUCAAGCAACCGGAUUCUUUUUCAUGGCAGUAAGUUUGUUUACAAUUGCUUUUGUUAACAAAAGCACUUGGGGAUCCGAACCCGAAUCUGAUUCAGGUAUUGGGUUUAUGAUACUUUAUGGGCUUACAUUCUUUUUUGCUAAUUUUGGGCCGAACACCACCACAUUUAUAGUUCCAGCAGAGCUUUUUCCGGCAAGGUUCCGGGCAACGUGUCAUGGGGUUUCCGGCGCUGCUGGGAAAGUUGGGGCAAUAAUCGGGUCGGUUGGGUUUUUAUGGGCCUGUCGUGACCCACCAAAUGGGCUUGGGGUGUCGCAUACUUUGAGGGUAAUGGGUUUAGUCUGUGUUUUGGGGUUUUUUGUAACGUAUUUUCUUACGCGGGAGACGAUGGGCCGGUCGUUGGAGGAGAAUGAGAAUGUCGAUGAGUUUAUUGGUGUUUGUUUUAUCAGAUUUUGGCCCCAUAAAGUUUGGGCCAAAAGAUUUGAUGAAACAAUUGUGAAUGAUCGUUUACAUCUGUCUUUAUCAAAUGCAAUGUAACUUGUUUUGAACUGUCAUUGUAAAUUGUUUGGGUGGUGUUAGGUGACGGUUGAAAGUGGUGGUGAUGAGCGGAGAAUGCUGGUUAAAUAAAAGUUGAUAACGUCGUCUAUCGAUGAUUAUUUGGUA